GGGCUCGGGACGGGGCGGCUCGCUUGGGUCGGCGCACAGGGCACCAUGCAGCAGCCGGGACCCGGGAGUAUCAAAUGCGAGCCGGGCUGGUACCUGUCUGCCCGCGAGCAGGAAGAGGAGCAGGAGUCCACCCCGUUGCUGCCUCCAGCGCCGCUGGGCAAUAGAGCUCUGAAUCAUGCAUCUUCAGGUGUUUCCUUUGGUUUCUCAGUAUUUAAUUUAAUGAAUGCAAUCAUGGGAAGUGGAAUACUUGGUUUAUCUUAUGCCAUGGCCAACACAGGGAUCAUUGGAUUUACCAUCUUGCUGCUGAUUGUUGCCAGCCUUGCUUCUUACUCUGUAUUUCUGCUGCUUAGUAUGUGCAUUCAGACUGCUGUCACUUCUUAUGAAGAUCUUGGUCUCUUUGCAUUUGGAUCACCUGGGAAGGUUAUCGUGGGAAGUACGAUAAUUAUUCAGAAUAUUGGAGCUAUGUCGUCUUAUCUUUUAAUUGUUAAAUCUGAACUGCCUGGUGCAAUUGCAGAAUUCAUAAGUGGAAAUGACAGCGGGUCAUGGUAUCUUGAUGGCAGAGUGCUGUUACUGAUUACUUCAGUCUGCAUUGUUUUUCCUCUUGCACUUCUUCCGAAAAUUGGCUUUCUUGGCUAUACAAGUAGUUUAUCAUUUUUCUUUAUGGUGUACUUUGCUCUUGUGGUUGUAAUAAAAAAAUGGUCCAUCCCUUGUCCACUGACAUUAAACAGCCCUAUAGAGAUCUUACAGAUUUCAAAUUCUACUGAGGAUUGUAAAGCAAAGCUCUUUCAUUUUUCUAAGGAGAGCGCUUAUGCCAUCCCAACCAUGGCCUUCUCGUUUCUCUGCCAUACCUCAGUAUUGCCCAUUUACUGUGAGCUCCAAAGUCCAUCGAAAAGCAGAAUGCAGAAUGUAACCAAAACAGGAAUUGGUCUGAGUUUCCUACUCUAUUUUGUGUCUGCCUUGUUUGGGUACCUUACUUUUUAUGACAAAGUGGACUCAGAAUUACUGCAAGGUUAUAGCAGGUACCUGCCGCAUGAUAUUGUCAUCAUGACUGUAAAACUAGGCAUGUUAUUUGCUGUGAUUUUGACAGUGCCUCUCAUCCAUUUCCCUGCAAGGAAGGCUGUAAUGAUGAUCUUUUUAUCUCAUCUUCCUACUUCAUGGAUUUGCCAUAUCCUUGUCACUUUAGCACUCAAUGCAAUCAUUGUUUUGCUUGCAUUGUAUGUGCCCGACAUUAGAAAUGUAUUUGGAUUAGUUGGUUCUACCACAUCUACAUGUUUGCUCUUUGUGUAUCCUGGACUGUUUUAUCUUAAACUUAGCAGGGAGGACUUUAUAUCACGACAGAAGCUUGGGGCUUGUGCGUUGUUUAUUUUUGGCAUACUUGUUGGUCUCUUAAGUUUAGCCUUAAUCAUUUUCAAUUGGAUUAAUCAAUAAAAUCCCUUCCAUUGCUUCUUGAGCUGGACUUGAGAAAGACAAUGCGAGCAAAGACUUCCAGCAACAUAUUGCAAAUUCUCAACUGAAUGCUGGACAUCUUCAAGAAGAAACCCUUCAGGAUCUAUGUAUGAAACAAGUAACAAUUUGUUUUACUCUCAUGUCUGUUUCUUUGACUGGUUUACUUCUUGCACAAUUAAACUCUUCCA
Emys orbicularis (European pond turtle) is the source of this 1634-nucleotide messenger RNA. It is a transcript of the gene SLC38A6, whose product is annotated as solute carrier family 38 member 6. Gene Ontology annotation, molecular function: L-glutamine transmembrane transporter activity. The transcript is spliced from 16 exons. The record is from RefSeq and is a predicted model, not a curated record. Bases 46 to 1428 code for a protein of 460 amino acids. Gene Ontology annotation, biological process: amino acid transmembrane transport; L-glutamine transport. Gene Ontology annotation, cellular component: plasma membrane. NCBI's taxonomy places the organism in Eukaryota, Metazoa, Chordata, Testudines, Emydidae.